AUGGAAGUUGAAAAUUGCAUCGUACUUUACAAAAAGAAAAGAGACACUUCCACAAGAAUUAAAAACGAUCCAGAAACCCACGAAAAGGAGGACAAAGAUCAUAAGCAAAAUGUGGGAAAUGAGCCACAAAGCGUCACAGACGUAUUGAAUCAUUGGCUAGACUGGCGAGGAAGCAACACCUAA
Funneliformis mosseae is the source of this 183-nucleotide messenger RNA. NCBI's taxonomy places the organism in Eukaryota, Fungi, Glomeromycota, Glomeromycetes, Glomerales, Glomeraceae. The record is from the annotation of a GenBank genome assembly.